This is a messenger RNA of Trypanosoma theileri, 462 nucleotides long. RefSeq lists its product as uncharacterized. NCBI's taxonomy places the organism in Eukaryota, Euglenozoa, Kinetoplastea, Trypanosomatida, Trypanosomatidae. Bases 1 to 462 code for a protein of 153 amino acids. The record is from RefSeq and is a predicted model, not a curated record. The transcript has a single exon.
AUGGUAACUCGGGACAGAGGGAAUCUCAUUAAUCCAUUCAUGCGCGAACCCAAUCGCACCACGGGGCAAUGGACCAGCGCAAAGGGAGCCACACCGCCACUCAGCACACAUGUCGGUAGAUGUCGCCACGCCGCCAUUCAAUGCAACCCACCACAGAGGCCUCAGUGGAGUGGUCCAGCAACACAAAGCCCCCUUCCCACUCACAGCGCACACACACACAAUGACAGUCUCUCAUGCUCAUAUCAGAGAGGCACUGCCGCAUUCCCUAAAAUGUACACGGAGCCACACACCUACAGAGAGGAAAAGAAAAACACAAGAAAAGAAAAACAACAACAGGAUACCAACAGCACACAAGGUACUCACAAUACAAUAAUCACAGGUGCCACUCUCAUCAGAGAAGCAUCCACACACACCAGCACAUCAACCCAACCCCCAAAAAUAAAACACAGACCCAUUACGUGA